UUUUGAACAUUAUUACCAUCCAUAUGAUAAGGAAAACUGCGUUGUUGCCAAAACCUUUGAGAACUUUAUUACUAAGCCUGGCUGCCUCCGAUGUUGGCGCUGGUUUGUUGGUUCAACCUUUCUACAUAUAUACUUUGGUCAGCCGGUUAAAACAGAAACGUAUCGACUGCAUUUCCUACAAGGGAUUGUUGGCCGCAAUCACUUUCUUUUGUACAUCCUCGCUCUUAAAUAUAGUAACUAUAAGUGUGGACAGGUUCUUAGCCGUUCAUCUUCAUCUCAGAUAUCAAGAGCUUGUGACUCACAAGCGCGUCAUUGCAGCGGUGAUAUUAAUAUGGCUGUUUAGCGCAGUCAUUUCUUCUAGUGUCUUUUGGGAUCCAUUGCUUAUCAGCUCAGAAGUCAUUGGGGUCGUGAUUAUGACUGUUUCCUUCAUUCUGGUAGUAAUUGUGUACUGGAGGAUUUAUAGAGUCUUAAAGCGACACAAAAUCCAGAUUGAAAGCCUUCAAAUCCAAGAAGUACAACAGGGAGUUCAAAAUGGCGACUUACCAAACUUUUUGAAGCUUCGAAAGUCAGCUCUUGGAACACUUUUUAUGGGACCCAUUCGUCGCACACUCAUAGACAUAAUGCGAGGCAUCGUCAAUCGGUUCAGAGAAUAGCAUUGGCUGGGUUCGUUUCUGAUGCCAAUUCACAAUGCAUGGAAUAAGAACUUCGAUCAUGGUAAAAUCAAACUUGAUUUGUCAAAAGUACUUAAGGAAAACUGAGGGAGGACGAACUUUAAAUAACGGUUAGGAAAAUUACACA
Molecule: messenger RNA, 798 nt
Organism: Pocillopora verrucosa
Lineage: Eukaryota; Metazoa; Cnidaria; Anthozoa; Scleractinia; Pocilloporidae
Source: RefSeq, a predicted model, not a curated record